Messenger RNA from Eimeria maxima, 996 nucleotides. RefSeq lists its product as hypothetical. Lineage: Eukaryota; Apicomplexa; Conoidasida; Eucoccidiorida; Eimeriidae. Bases 1 to 996 code for a protein of 331 amino acids. Gene Ontology annotation, cellular component: nucleus. Gene Ontology annotation, biological process: regulation of transcription by RNA polymerase II. The record is from RefSeq and is a predicted model, not a curated record. Gene Ontology annotation, molecular function: transcription cis-regulatory region binding. The transcript is spliced from 4 exons.
AUGUCUGUAGGGGAGAGGGGCCCCCAGGGGGCCCCCCUGGGGGCUCCCCAGGGGCCCUUUGGCAGAUUUGGGGUUCGUGGGUUAUUCGGGGGUACCCCGAAGCCUCGACCGUUUGUAGGGGGCCCUAUGGUGGGGGGCCCCUUGGGGGCCCCCUCUAUGGAUGGCGACCAUCAUGGGGGGGGGCCCUGGGGGCCCCGAGGGAGCUCUCCUGGGGGCCCCCAGUGUGGUAUUUCUAAGGAGAAUGAGGAGGGAGAGGAGGAGGCCCUUAGGGUACUGGUAGUAGGGGAAGCAGCAGGAGGGAAGACAGCCUUGCUGCAGCUACUAGAGAUGCAUGCAGCAGAUUUAGGGGCUGCAUGUCUUGCACAGCAGCAGGAAGAAAGUCUUGGAUCUGCAUGCACAGGUUUCUCCGCGGAAGACCCCUCCUGCUGCGCCUCCGCCUCCUCAGCAGCAGGAGGAGCAGGAGGAGCAGCAGCAGGUGCAGCAGGAGGAGCAGCAGAUGGAUUAAUAUAUUCUUCUUCUUCUUUUUCUUCUUCUUUUUCUUCUCUUCCUCCUGUGUCUGCCUUAUUAGGUUACCGUAGUACCUGCGGUGUAUGUAUAACAAGUUUGCGGUGUACAGACACCUCAGGAGGAAAAUAUUUUAUUGAAUUCUGGGAGGUUGGAGGAGCAGCAGCAACUGCAGCAGCAAGACCUCUUCUUUAUGCCACACCUUUUGAUGGUGUAUGGUUUAUUUAUGAUAUUGGUAACGAAGAAGCACAAAGAUGUUUACCUUCUUGGUUAUUAGAGUUAUGUCUUAGAGGAGGAAGGACACCAUCACAAGUAUUUUUUAAUCAGCAGCAGCAGCAGCAGCAGCAGCAGCAGCAGCAGCAGCAGCAACAGCAGCAGCAGCAGCAGCAGCAGCAAUUGCUAUUGCUGCAGCAGCAGCAGCAGCAGCAAAAAAUGGUAGUACAUAUUGGGGCUGGCGUAUUCGUUGUGGUCUUUGUCCUCUUCUUCUUGUAG